Messenger RNA from Patiria miniata (bat star), 6255 nucleotides. It is a transcript of the gene gldc, whose product is annotated as glycine dehydrogenase (decarboxylating), mitochondrial-like. NCBI's taxonomy places the organism in Eukaryota, Metazoa, Echinodermata, Asteroidea, Valvatida, Asterinidae. Gene Ontology annotation, biological process: glycine decarboxylation via glycine cleavage system. The transcript has 24 exons. The coding region runs from base 322 to 3432 and encodes 1036 amino acids. Gene Ontology annotation, molecular function: glycine binding; pyridoxal phosphate binding; glycine dehydrogenase (decarboxylating) activity. The record is from RefSeq and is a predicted model, not a curated record. Gene Ontology annotation, cellular component: mitochondrion; glycine cleavage complex.
AGGUUGAAUGUGACCUAGUACUUUUCCAAUCAGAUGGCAUUUUGGAUGAUCGAGGCCGAGCGAAAACAACAUGCGUCACAUGCACGCCAUGAUGUGUUUUUACCAUAACCGCUUCGCGCUAGUUAGCUGCUACUGCUAACCGUGACUGAGUAUAACCUUGAACGUCGUCUAUAGACAUUUCUUUUAUCAAAAGCUAGUGAUUUGAAACGGAACUUCAUGUUCAUUUGUUCAGUUGUUCCAUCAUCAUCAGAGGCAAAGCAGAACUGCAGUUCGACAUUCACAAACUGACGGAGCAGGCCGUGAGAUUUUAGACUCUGAAACAUGUAUCGAUUCGGGCGGCUCAGCCAAGUCCGCGCUUUUGCGGAGAAGAGGACGACACUCGCGAAGCAGUUCUCCAGCUCCAGUGUUGUGUCGAAGACUGUUUUACCCUCGACCUGUAUACCGGGUUCUACGAAUACACACCAAACAAAAUGGGUACAACAAAUUGGAGUGUGUUGCUCUCAACAAUACCGUGCCCAGUCAACAGAGAACGAGUCGCGGAAACUCGACAGAGUUUACAAGAGACAUGAUUAUUUUCCCGAUCGCCAUAUCGGGCCAAAUGAAUCGGACAUUAGUGAGAUGCUCUCUUUUAUCGGAGCCGAGAGUUUGGAAGGUCUAAUUGAGCAGACAGUGCCAUCCAGCAUCAGAAUCCAGAAGCCUUUAGAUCUUGACAAGCCAAUGUGUGAGCCAGAAAUCAUCAGUAGACUGCAAGAGAUAGCCGGUCAGAACCAGUUAUGGCGUAGUUACAUCGGCAUGGGAUACUACAAUUGCUGGGUACCCACAACGAUUCAACGAAACAUCUUGGAAAAUCCUGGCUGGACAACCCAGUAUACCCCAUACCAACCGGAGAUUGCCCAGGGAAGGCUCCAGAACCUUUUGAACUAUCAGACCAUGGUGGCAGACAUGACAGGGCUAGAUAUCGCCAACUCAUCUCUUCUGGAUGAGGGGACGGCUGCAGCCGAAGCUAUGACCCUGUGCGGCAGGCACACAAAAAGAAUGAAAUUUUUCGUCGACAGGAAAUGCCACCCUCAGACCGUAGCCAUUGUCCAGACAAGAGCCAGACCACUAGGCAUAGAGGUUGAGAUAGUGGACCGUGAUCAAGCCGAUUUCAGCCGCGGUGAUAUAGCUGGAGUUUUAUUCCAGUAUCCAGAUACGGACGGAAACAUCGAUGACUACCAUGACUUAGUCGAGGCAGCUCACAGCCAUGGGGCAUUGGCAGUGUGUGCAACAGACCUGUUAGCCCUGACCCUCAUCAAAUCCCCCGGAGACAUCGGAGUGGACAUCGCGGUAGGCAACUCCCAACGAUUUGGUGUUCCCCUGGGCUACGGCGGACCCCACGCUGCAUUCUUCGCCGUCAGGGACAAGCUGAAGCGGCAGAUUCCGGGAAGGCUGGUAGGGGUCACAAGGGAUGUGCAAAAUAAACCAGCUUACAGGCUAGCGCUACAGACCCGAGAGCAGCACAUCAGGAGGGACAAAGCAACAAGUAACAUAUGCACUGCACAGGCUUUGCUCGCUAACAUGUCAGCGAUGUAUGCUGUAUAUCAUGGGCCGGAAAAAUUAAAACACAUAGCAACCCGUGUCCACAAUGCAACACACAUAUUAGCAGAAGGGAUCAAAAGAACGGACCAUACCAUUGAAACGGGGGAGUUCUUCUUUGAUACCCUCAAGAUUCGAUGUGCAGGGGACAGGAACGAAGUCAUUCAGAGGGCAGCUGAAAAAAUGAUCAACUUUAGGCUUUAUGAAGAUGGAACGGUUGGGGUGUCAAUGGACGAGACAGUCGAAGAGAAAGACCUCAAUGACUUGUUGGAAAUCUUUGGAUGCAAAACAACUGCUGCAGAUAUAGCGGACUCCUUCCCAGGGGAUAAGCCCCCUGGCUCCAUAACGGAGACCCGGCACUCUCGCACAACUCCCUACCUCCAACAUCCUGUCUUCAACACGUACCACUCAGAGACCAGCAUCGUGCGCUUCAUGAAGAUCCUAGAGAACAAGGACCUGUCUCUGGCCCACUCUAUGAUUCCCCUAGGCUCCUGUACAAUGAAACUCAACAGCACCACGCAGAUGAUGCCUUUGUCAUGGCCCAAGUUCUGCAGCCUUCAUCCGUUUAUACCCCUGAAUCAGGCCGAGGGUUACAAGGUGCUUCUAGAAGAGCUGGAACACGAUCUCUGCGAAAUUACGGGUUACGAUAACAUCUGCUUCCAACCAAACAGUGGUGCCCAGGGGGAAUAUACAGGCCUGAUGGUUAUCAUGGCCUACCUGGCCAGCAAAGGAGAGGGACAUAGAAAGGUCUGUUUGAUUCCAAUGUCGGCCCACGGAACUAACCCAGCGAGUGCUAGUCUCGCUGGCAUGACAGUCAAACCCAUCAAGGUUCUAGCCAAUGGCAGCAUAGAUUUUGAAGACCUGAAAAGACAGGUGGAAGCGCACAAGGACGACCUAGCAGCCACCAUGAUCACCUACCCCUCCACCAACGGCAUCUUUGAGGAAGGCAUCCGGGACAUGUGCCAGCUGGUCCACGACAGCGGCGGGCAGGUCUACGUGGACGGCGCCAACAUGAACGCGCAGGUGGGCAUCUGUCGGCCCGGGGACUACGGCGGCGAUGUCUCGCAUCUCAACCUUCACAAGACGUUCUGCAUUCCGCACGGCGGGGGCGGCCCCGGAAUGGGACCCAUAGGAGUGAAGAAGCACCUGGCGCCAUUCUUUCCCACCAAUCCAGUCACCCCUCCUCAGAGCACCAUAGAGCCCGGUGCAGCACCCCUGGGCCCCAUCAGCGCAGCACCCUGGGGCUCAACUUCCAUCCUACCCAUCUCCUGGGCCUACCUCAAGAUGAUGGGGCUGCAAGGUCUGCGAGUGGCAUCAGAAGUGGCCAUCUUAAACGCCAACUACAUGAUGAAAAGACUAGAGGGGCCAUACAAAAUCCUGUACAAGGGGCACAAGGGUUUUAUCGCACACGAGUUCAUCGUGGACACGCGGGAAUUCAAGCAGAUGUGUGGAGUGGAAGCAGCUGAUAUUGCCAAGAGGUUGCAGGACUUUGGGUUCCAUGUGCCAACCAUGUCUUGGCCGGUAACCAACACCCUCAUGGUUGAGCCAACAGAGAGUGAAGAUAAAGCUGAGCUGGAUAGGUUCUGCGAUGCCAUGCUAUACAUCCGUGAGGAGAUAGAUGAGAUUGUGGACGGUAGGAUUUCACUGGAGCAGAGCCCACUCAAGAACGCUCCUCAUUCCCAGAGCAUCGUGAUGGCCAACCACUGGCCAUGGCCCUACACCAGGGAGCAAGCUGCGUUUCCCAUGCCAUUUGUCCGACCGGAGUCCAAGUUUUGGCCGUCGGUGGGUCGCAUCGAUGAUGUGUACGGUGACCAGAAUCUUGUCACUUCCUGUCCACCGAUGGAAGCCUACGAAUGAAGCACACCCUCUCUCCAGAUAUUUUUUAUCUUGAUUUUAAGACAAUCAGGACACGUCUCUGCCAGGUAUUCCAAAGUCAUGCUCUCUGGGUUGUUUUUUUUUUUAACACAGAGUGAGAUUAUAACUUCAAUAUCAUUCAGGUUGGUUUGUUGUCAUGGUCCAUACCCUCCUCUGAUUAAUGCCCCGCCCCUAAACAAGAUCCCCAUAUGAUAUCUAUAAUGUUUUUAACCACUUUGCGCCGGGAUUAUUUUUGCAGACAAUUUCAAUUUCCGCAAAAGGCAAAAUUUUUCAGCCAACUUCUGAUAUACAGCCAAACGCCACAAAUGCUGAUGCGCACGAGUCAUUUCAACAGUAUUUGUACGAUUUUUCUUGCCGAAACCUCAUAAUUAUGUUUCAGUACUGUAGGGUGUACACUGGAGCGUAAAUUGUACAAUAGGCUGAGCACAACUGUCAAUUCAAGAUCAACAAACGGUCUGCCUCCACAGACUUCAAAGACUUUGUGUGUGUGUACAAAAGGCACAAGGGAUUAGUGUGUUUAGACGUCACCGGGAGGCGAGUCGAGGCAACUUGACGUUAUAACCCAUCAGCCGUGCCUGUGUACAAAAACAGCCAGGGUUUGGGGUUUGCUGGUAUUGUACACAAAAAUGUAAACCAUUAUGCUGUCAAUAAUCGUGCCAAAGUGGAAGUGUCGCAACCCAUGCUCUGUAAGAAAAAGUGAAAGUUAUACACAGGUGUUAAAGAUUGUAUUGCAGCAUGUACAUGUACAUGUAUCCAUUGUGAAGCAUACUUAAUUAAUGCAGUUGAAUUUUCAAAGAUGCGUGAAGCACAGUUAGAUAACCACCCAAAGAAAAAAAAAUAUAUGCACUUAUGACUUUAAUACCAGAGCCAGCUGAUAGCACAUUGCCAUGAGGGCAUUUAUUUAUCAAAUUCUGUUAUAUAUUUAUCAGUUGAUUUGUGUCUUAAGUCACCUCUUCCUUCAACACUGUGAUUUUGGUUUUACUGAAAGUCAAUUUUCCACAGCUGUAUGACAAUGGGUUUCCCAGGACGUGUAUUUUUGAACUUCAGUCGAAUGAGGAAUGUUUCUGUUUUAAAAGACAUCUGGAGACAGAACUGUAUGUACCUGAUUGCGUAAACUAAAAGAAUUUUAAAACAGUUUUUAGGUAAUGCAUUCUUCCUCUCGUUACAACUUUAUUUUCUUUCUUUUUUUUUUCUUUUUUUUAAGAAAUACUGAUUUAAGAAUAAAUUAUUAAUAAAAAGUAAUAUUGUAUAUGACAUAGACACUUUGCUUUAAGCAGCAGACAUCUUCGAGGUUUUUCUUUUCUUUUCUUUUUCAAUUCAGUAACAAUGAAUGCACAAGAGAUCUUAUGAAUAUGUAUGUGGAACAAGCAUAGACCCUCUAAGAUGGCUGCAGUGGAAAGGGACUAUAGAUUGUUUAUAACGUUAAUUCCCGUCUUUUUAAUCUUAUUUUUUGCUGGAAAUUUCGUUUGAAAUGUGUCCGUUGUGUGAUAGACUUCUGAUUGGCAUACAACCCCGACUGAAGGAUUUGUCUCAUUUCAUAAGGAAUUCUAUGAAAAUUCCUGUGGUAAUUCAGUUGGUGGCGCCCUGACAAACUUUUAAGGGAAAUUUACAGGAGCCUUCGCAUGGUGUGGUUUGAUAGUGGUCAACUUUGCCAGUUUUAGGCACUCAAAUGUGUUCAUGUGCUAUAGCUUAAAAACCUACAUGAUGGUGACACAAUUUGCUAUAAUGCAAUGUCACAUUUGUUCCUAUAACAGUCAUCGUUUGCAAAGAGCGAUAUACUUAUUAAUUUUUCUUUUUAUAGAUUUAGUCAACUUUGCUGCACAUAAAACAUUAUAGAUUUUAAAAAUAUAACGAAAUAUGUAAAUCUGAAAUGAAAACAUGCCCCCAAAAAUAAAAGUAUACCCCAAAAAUAAAUGUAUGCCCCCAAAAAUAAUUGUUAUGCCCCAAAAAUAAAUGUUUAAAAUAAAAUUUUAUCUGCAUUUAAAAAAAUCAUCCACAACUUCACUAUAGUAUGUGGGCUCCUGUAUUUAUCCCAGAAUGUCAUGAAUAAUACAAAUUUUACUGUUCAAUUGUAAUAUAAACUACUUCAAGCAGUGCGUCUUGAGUCGAUAAAAACAAAUUUUAACAGGGAGAAUUGUCUAAAAUUCAAGGCUUUACCUCAUGAAUGUGAUUGUUUAAGUCUUAGUUUUAUGUUCUGUUCUCAUUUACUUGCACAAUCUUUUGUCGUAGCCAACCAAUAAAUUACCCUAAUAUACAUCUGCAGCUCUAUGCUGCUCAUAUUAUUUGGAUUUAUGCACAAGUAUAACGUUUAUUGGCCGAUGGCUAGCACACGCCAUGUGCACCAAAGGGUCGAAAACAGAAAGUUAAUAUAUUGAUAACUCUUAUUUUGAAAACAUUGAGAUUUAAAUAAUAGACGGAAUUUCAUGACGUCAAAUUUUUAGUGGCUUUCAACCCAAAUCUGCUCACCAAAAUGUAUACUGUACAUGUUUGUUGCGGUUUAUUCCUCAACUGCGCUGUCAGUCAAUUUGACGUAACAAAUUUAUUGUGAUGUCAUGAAAAGAAGUUAUCUAAAAGGAAUGAUCACUUUGAAGACAACUAUAAAGUUAAGUGAACUAUUAAUAGCCGCCUUAUAAAUAAUUUGUCACGAAAUAUGCCUCAAUUGUCUUCCUAGAAUUUAUUCCAAAUUCUUUUGUGUGUGUUGUGGUUUUUAGCUUGUUCUUUUUAGUUUGGACACUCUUGCAUGGCCUGUGUGAUGAGUGUGUGAUUAAAGUAAUAAUAAAUCCCUGAAAUGACUGUAAAGGAAAA